Dothidotthia symphoricarpi CBS 119687 is the source of this 890-nucleotide messenger RNA. Its product is annotated as ribosomal protein S12/S23. The transcript is spliced from 3 exons. Lineage: Eukaryota; Fungi; Ascomycota; Dothideomycetes; Pleosporales; Dothidotthiaceae. Gene Ontology annotation, molecular function: structural constituent of ribosome. The record is from RefSeq and is a predicted model, not a curated record. Gene Ontology annotation, cellular component: cytosolic small ribosomal subunit; ribosome. Gene Ontology annotation, biological process: translation. The coding region runs from base 63 to 500 and encodes 145 amino acids.
CUCGCAGACCUCGUCGAUACUAACCACCCACUCCCCAGCAAUCCCAUCGCCAAACCGCAAACAUGGGUAAAGGAAAGCCGAGAGGUCUCAACGCCGCCCGCAAGCUGCGCAACCAUCGCCGUGAGGGACGAUGGGCCGAUCUCCACUACAAGAAGCGCCUUCUCGGAACCGCCUACAAGUCCUCGCCGUUCGGUGGCUCCUCCCACGCCAAGGGCAUAGUCCUCGAGAAGGUCGGUGUUGAGGCCAAGCAGCCCAACUCCGCCAUCCGAAAGUGUGUCAGGGUUCAGUUGAUCAAGAACGGAAAGAAGGUCACUGCUUUCGUCCCCAACGACGGUUGCUUGAACUUUGUCGACGAGAACGACGAGGUCCUGCUUGCCGGUUUCGGUCGCAAGGGCAAGGCCAAGGGUGAUAUUCCCGGUGUGCGUUUCAAGGUUGUCAAGGUCUCCGGUGUCGGUCUGUCGGCUCUGUGGAAGGAGAAGAAGGAGAAGCCCAGGUCAUAGACGACUCAAUCAACGGAGUUUGGGAAUACAAACGUCGAGCGAAGCCCGCCAUGAACGAGUGAUGGAACCCGCGGAUGAUUAUGGGAGGUUACCGGAGUCUUACAUUGGGGAUAUUCCUGUGCUUCUACUCGGCAUAUGAAAAGUCAUGACUGGCUUGUGGUUAGAUAGAGAAAUCCGACCAUCCAAGCGCCCUCCAUUGGUUUUUGAUCCGUGUUUCGAUUUGUUCCUAUCUCAUGUGUCAAGCUACUCUGGCGCACUCAGCUUAACGAUUUGCAUCGACUUGUCUAUUGGAUGCUUCCUAUACUCAAUGGGUACGUCAUAUGAAUGUACGUUGUUUACCAGAAUAUAAAGUCAACCCUACCAUCUAUAAGACCCCUACGACUCCAAUGC